Rhipicephalus sanguineus (brown dog tick) is the source of this 2342-nucleotide messenger RNA. It is a transcript of the gene IntS9, whose product is annotated as integrator complex subunit 9. Gene Ontology annotation, biological process: snRNA processing. Gene Ontology annotation, cellular component: integrator complex. Lineage: Eukaryota; Metazoa; Arthropoda; Arachnida; Ixodida; Ixodidae. The coding region runs from base 353 to 2305 and encodes 650 amino acids. The record is from RefSeq and is a predicted model, not a curated record. The transcript has 19 exons.
GCAGAAACCUCUGAAACCCCGCGUACUACAUCUCAAAAUGCGCGAAGCUGGCACAAUAUCGUGAACUGUUUAUCCGUAUUGUAUUCGAAUUUUGCUUUGGUUUCCGCCGGCCAGCUGUAUCUGUUGCGGUUUUGUAUUUACUGACUGUUUGAAAGCGGUGAAAUCAACCGCAGCUCUGAAUGAGCCCGAUUUGUUUACGCGCUCCGUGUUUAGAAAGCAUCGGACAUGUAACACCACAUAAUGAAAACGCUCCAAUGCGUUUCAGGAAUAGAGUUCCUUAACGCACUCUCAUGUAUGCAGUCACAUAGUGACAUCGAUCUCGUUUGAUUAGUUUCGUCUCGAGUCGUUCACAAUGAAGCUCUUCUGCUUGAGCAGCAACCCAAACAAACCAUGCAGCGUACUGAAGUUCAAAAACACCCUCAUCAUGUUCGACUGUGGUCUGGAUGCAACGUCCGUCCUCGGAUUCUUGCCUCUACCGCUUGUCCUCAGCACACGGCUCUCAAACUUGCCCCUGUGGACUCCAAGAGAGGCCGGUGAUGCGCAGUUAGAAGGGGAAUUCAAGGAGGCAAAUGGACGUGUGUUUGUUGACAGUGCUCCAGAAUUCUGCCUUCCAGAGACUGGUCUGGUCGACUUUGCCGAUAUCGAUGUCAUCCUCAUCUCCAACUACCAGUCCAUGCUGGCAUUGCCUUAUGUCACGGAAAGGACAGGCUUCAAGGGAACCGUCUACAUGACUGAGCCGACCCUUCUUAUCGGAAGGCAAUUCAUGGAAGAACUUGUCACCUACAUAGAAAGAACUCCGAAGCCGAGAACUGCGACCAGAUGGAAGCAACAGGCCCUAAAGUUUCUACAGCUUCCAUCACUCGACUUGGGAAAACCGAGGUCUUGGCGGCAGUUGUACAGCAUGCAAGAUGUGAACAUCAGCCUUUCCAAGGUCAAGGUGGUUGGGUUUGCUGAGAAAGUGGACGUAUUUGGAAUGGUUCAAGUGUCUGCAGUCAGCUCUGGUUAUUGCUUGGGCAGCUGCAACUGGAUCGUCACAGCUGACCAUGAAAAGAUUGUGUACAUGUCGGGCUCGUCGACGUUAACUACGCACCCAAAGCCCAUCGAGCACGGACCCCUGAGAAAUGCCGACGCACUCAUCCUGACCAGCUUGACGCAGACACCAUUGGCCAACCCAGACACCAUGCUUGGAGAGUUCUGCAUCACAGUAGCCAUGACUGUCAAGAUGGGGGGUAAUGUGCUCAUCCCUUGCUACCCUUCGGGCGUGACCUAUGAUCUCUUCGAGUGCCUCUCUGGUCACCUGGAGACCACCGGGCAGGUCAACGUGCCCAUGUACUUCCUGUCGCCCGUGGCCGAGAAUUCGCUGGCGUAUUCGUCCAUACUUGCCGAAUGGCUUUCCUCAGCCAAGCAAGCGAAAGUGUAUAUACCUGAAGAGCCAUUCCCUCAUGCUCAGUUGGUCCGUGGCGGCCGGUUAAAACCCUUUUCCAGCAUCAAAGCUGAAGGAUUCACUGCUGAUUUUCACACUCCUUGCAUCGUGUUUGCUGGCCACCCUUCUCUUCGCUUUGGUGAUGUGGUUCACUUCAUGGAGCUCUGGGGGCCGUCACCAAACAACGUCGUCAUAUUCACAGAACCCGACUUCAACUUGGCGGAAGCAAUUGCACCUUUUCAGCCCAUGGCUAUGAAGGCCCUGUGCUUCCCCAUCGACACGAGUCUCAGCUUUGUACAGGCCAACAAGCUCAUCCGCGACCUGAAGCCCACCAACCUCGUUCUACCCCUGCAGUACACGUUGCCACCUCCCUUGCAGCCACACCGCAGUGACCUGGUCAUUGAAGCGGAAUGUGAGGUACAAACCUACACACGUGGCAGUAUUGUUCACAUUCCAGUUCAGCGGAGGUACCAGAGAAUUGAGAUGACUGCUGAGCUGGCUGAGUCUGUAGUGCCUGUGGAAGUGAAGUGUGGGCUGGGCAUUGCAACUCUUACUGGCGCACUUCACGUCAAUAACAACCGCUGCAUGCUCAAGCCCCUGCAGAAAGAACCAAGUGGAAGCAAGAAGUGGAACGGCCAGACGCCCCCGAAGAUCUACACGUGGGGAAGCCUGGACGUCACUGAAUUCGCAAGGAAGUUAGAUAAGGCUGGAUUCACUGAUGUCAAGGUGGAGAACACCGCAUCUGGGAUGAUUGUUCAUUUGCCGAACGAAGACACGAUCAUCCAAGUGGACGAGCACUCAACGCAUGUAUUUUGCGAAGGUGACUACGCCGUUCGAACCCAGCUCAGAGACCUCUUGCUGCAGUGUCUCAACAAAUUUUAAGAAUGUGUAAAAAAGAGCAAUAAAGGAUAGGGACUUA